AAAGCCAAAAAAGCUGUUUCUUUCAAAUUCAUCUUCUUUUCUUCUCCAUACGUUCUUUGCGCCAGGAACCAAACCAAACGCGGCCUUGUGAGGCUGAGACUCUUCCGCGAACACAUUGUCAUUUCUCUUCUUUUUCUUCUUCUCUCAGUCUUUCUGAGUUCUGAAUCGCUCAAUGCUCAACGAUUCUUCUGACAUUAUCUCUCUUUUGCAAGAUCUUCAUCUCACUCAGUCUUCUCUCAAAGUUCUCCCAGUAAUUUAAAAAAGAAAAAAGAAAAAGAAAGGCAAGAUUGAAGGUGGAAGACCUUUUCAACCUUGAGGGAAGUUGAUUAAGCUUGGGUCCAUUGAAUUAGCCGGGUGGGGGCGUGGAUGUGUUAGGUUCAUGAUUUUGAAUUUUACAGCUUGGAAUGCGGUUGAACGUGUCGAUUCGAUGAGGACUUUAAAGCCUGGAGCAAUGGAUCGGGGGAGUGGAGAGUAGAGUGUCUAUGUGGAGCUAGGGUCCCCUCCAUUAUGUUAUCCUGAUUAAGUCAUUCAUUGGGGGCCUUGUUUAAAGUUUGAAAGGCCCAUUUAAGUCUAUAAGGGAAGAUGUCUCAGACAUCCAGUGUCCUGCCUGCCUUCCACUCCAUCAAGCCAUUGCCCUCUGAGUUCAAGUUUGCCAACAAUCCAAACCCUCUGCUUGUGGAAAAACAUGGAGAUGUUAAAUUUAGACGCACCAAUCCGAUUGGACCAAAUGGUUUUGAGAAUGGUGCAGUAGUAGGGGAGGUUUCUAAGGAAGUUCGAGGCCGAGCUGGUGGCAUGGAUCUUUUUGAUGAGGAUUCACCGUAUGGUGGAAAAGGUAGAUCAUUAAAAGACCGACCAUCUAAUGCAGAUGAAGACUCAGCAUCCGUUACUUUGCCCCUGCCAUCAACUUUGACAUCCUCUAGGGAAAACAGGUGGAAUGAUACAAAUUCUUAUGGUUCAAAAAAGAAGCUUCAGUCAUGGCUUCAACUACCAAAUGGGGAUUGGGAGCUGGUAAAGAUAAUAACAACUUCCGGAGCUGAAUCUGUCAUUUCACUGCCUGAUGGGAAAGUUUUAAAGGUGAAAGAGGAUAAUUUGGUGCCAGCUAAUCCCGACAUUCUUGAUGGAGUGGAUGACCUCAUGCAACUUAGUUAUUUAAAUGAACCAGCAGUUUUAUUCAACCUGCAAUAUAGAUACAACCAAGAUAUGAUAUAUACGAAAGCUGGGCCUGUUUUGGUUGCUGUAAAUCCCUUUAAGAAAGUUCCUUUGUAUGGUAAUGACUAUAUUGAAGCCUACAAGUGUAAGGCCAUUGAAAGCCCUCAUGUUUAUGCAAUUACUGACACAGCCAUCCGAGAAAUGAUACGAGAUGAAGUGAAUCAAUCCAUAAUUAUAAGUGGUGAGAGUGGAGCAGGAAAGACUGAGACAGCAAAAAUAGCAAUGCAAUACUUGGCUGCCCUUGGUGGCGGCAGUGGAAUAGAGAACGAGAUAUUAAAGACUAAUCCAAUACUAGAAGCCUUUGGUAAUGGAAAAACAUUAAGAAAUGACAACUCGAGUCGCUUUGGAAAGCUCAUUGAGAUUCAUUUUAGUGAAACUGGAAAAAUAUCUGGUGCAAAUAUUCAAACAUUUUUGCUGGAAAAGUCCAGAGUAGUCCAAUGCAAUGAAGGGGAAAGGUCAUAUCAUAUAUUUUAUCAGCUAUGUGCUGGAGCACCCUCAUCUCUUAGGGAAAAGCUAAAUCUACUAAGUGCGGAAGAAUAUAAAUAUCUGAGGCAGAGCAAUUGUUAUUCAAUUAGCGGCAUAGAUGAUGCUGAAGAAUUUCGCAUAGUCAAGGAAGCUCUGGAUAUUGUCCACAUUAGCAAGGGAGACCAGGAGAAUGUAUUUGCAAUGCUUGCUGCAGUAUUAUGGUUAGGAAACAUAUCAUUUACUGUGGUCGAUAAUGAAAAUCAUGUUGAAGCUGUUGAGGAUGAGGGUCUGUUCACCGUUGCCAAGUUGAUUGGAUGUGAAAUUGAAGACCUGAAAUUGACUUUUUCAACUCGCAAAAUGAAAGUUGGUAAUGAUAAUAUUGUCCAGAAGUUGACGCUCUCUCAGGCUAUUGAUGCGAGAGAUGCUUUGGCGAAGUCAAUAUAUGCAUGUUUGUUUGAUUGGUUGGUUGAGCAAAUAAAUAAAUCCCUUGCAGUUGGCAAAAGACGAACUGGCAGAUCAAUCAGCAUUCUUGAUAUUUAUGGCUUUGAGUCAUUCAAUAGGAAUAGUUUUGAGCAGUUUUGCAUAAAUUAUGCAAACGAAAGAUUACAGCAACAUUUCAAUCGUCAUUUGUUCAAGCUGGAACAGGAGGAAUAUAUCCAAGAUGGCAUUGAUUGGGCUAAAGUGGAAUUUGAAGACAACCAAGAUUGCCUUAAUCUGUUUGAAAAGAAACCAUUGGGACUACUAUCCCUGUUAGAUGAAGAGUCAACUUUCCCUAAUGGCACAGAUUUAACGUUUGCUAAUAAGCUUAAGCAGCAUUUGAAUUCCAAUUCUUGCUUCAAAGGAGAACGUGAAAAAGCCUUUACUGUGCGUCAUUAUGCAGGGGAGGUCACUUAUGAUACAUCUGGAUUCCUGGAAAAGAACAGGGACCUAUUGCACUUAGAUUCUAUCCAACUUCUAUCUUCAAGCAAAUGCCAUCUUCCUAAGUUAUUUGCAUCACAUAUGCUUACUCAGUCUGAGAAGCCUGUUGUAGGUCCCUUACAUAAGUCAGGGGGAGCAGAUUCCCAAAAGCUAAGUGUUGCCACAAAAUUCAAGGGACAAUUGUUCCAAUUGAUGCAACGUCUAGAGAGUACUACACCACAUUUUAUACGUUGCAUUAAGCCCAAUAACCUCCAAUCACCUGGAUCAUAUGAGCAAAGCCUUGUACUUCAGCAGUUGAGAUGUUGUGGAGUUCUGGAAGUGGUUCGAAUAUCAAGAUCGGGCUUUCCAACUAGAGUAUCUCACCAAAAGUUUGCCAGGAGAUAUGGUUUUCUUCUCCUUGAAAAUGUUGCCUCUCAGGAUCCGCUCAGUGUCUCAGUUGCUAUUCUUCAUCAGUUCAACAUUUUGCCUGAGAUGUUUCAAGUUGGCUACACAAAGCUAUUCUUCCGAACAGGGCAGAUUGGAGUGCUUGAGGAUACCAGAAAUCGUACUCUGCAUGGAAUUUUACGUGUGCAAAGUUGCUUCAGGGGUCACCGAGCUCGUUGUUACCGCAAGGAACUUUGGAGAGGAAUUACCAUUCUCCAAUCAUUUAUUAGAGGAGAGAAAAGCAGAAAGGAAUAUGCAAGUUUGCUUCACAGACAUAAGGCUGCUGUUAUUAUACAGAAGCGGUUGAAAACAGUAUUUGCAAGGAACAGAAUGAAAAGUAUUAACGAAGCUGCAGUUGUCAUACAAUCUUUUAUCCGUGGUUGGUUAGUCAGAAGAUGCUCUGGAAACAUAGUAUUAUCAAAAUCUGGAGUCACGAAGACUAAUGAGUCAAAUGAGGUUCUUGUGAAGUCGUCUUUCCUCGCUGAACUUCAGCGCCGGGUACUUAAGGCAGAAGCUGCCCUGAGAGAGAAGGAAGAGGAGAAUGACAUUCUUCACCAACGCCUUCAACAGUAUGAGAACAGAUGGUCCGAAUACGAGUUAAAGAUGAAGUCCAUGGAACAAGUAUGGCAGAAGCAAAUGAGAUCCCUGCAAUCUAGCCUCUCUAUUGCAAAGAAGAGCCUGGCUCUGGAUGAAUCCGAAAGAAAUUCAGAUGCUUCUGUUAACGCAAGUGACGAGAGAGAUUUCAGCUGGGAUGUAGGAACCAAUCACCGUCGUCAAGAAAGCAACGGGGCAAGAUCAAUGAGUGCUGGUUUGAGUGUUAUAAGUCGGUUGGCUGAAGAAUUUGAGCAGAGGAGUCAAGUAUUUGGUGAUGAUGCCAAGUUCUUGGUAGAGGUAAAAUCUGGUCAAGUUGAAGCAAGUUUGAACCCAGAUAGAGAACUUAGAAGGUUAAAACAGAUGUUUGAAGCUUGGAAAAAGGAUUAUGGUUCAAGACUUCGUGAAACAAAAGUCAUUUUACAUAAACUUGGAAGUGAAGAUGGAUCAAUUGAGAAAGUGAAGAAAAGUUGGUGGGGAAGAAGGAAUAGUACCAGAAUAAGUUGAUUUAUUUAUUUAUUUUUUCUUAUGGGGGUUUGGCUUUGGUCUAUGCACUGUUUUAAGGGCAUUGCAUUGCCAACUAUAUAUCCAAAAAUGAGGAAAAAUACAAUAGGAAAUAUAAGAUAGGAGUAGGACAAUGAAUUACUGGUUACUGUAAUUAGGUUAGCUGUUGCUAGCCGUUUUUAUUUAUGAAAAAUUUCUGCACGCACGACUUGUGGAA
Messenger RNA from Vigna umbellata (rice bean), 4327 nucleotides. Its product is annotated as myosin-1. Gene Ontology annotation, molecular function: actin filament binding; microfilament motor activity; ATP binding. Gene Ontology annotation, biological process: actin filament organization. The record is from RefSeq and is a predicted model, not a curated record. Lineage: Eukaryota; Viridiplantae; Streptophyta; Magnoliopsida; Fabales; Fabaceae. Gene Ontology annotation, cellular component: cytoplasm; membrane; actin cytoskeleton.